Arabidopsis arenosa is the source of this 864-nucleotide messenger RNA. NCBI's taxonomy places the organism in Eukaryota, Viridiplantae, Streptophyta, Magnoliopsida, Brassicales, Brassicaceae. The record is from the annotation of a GenBank genome assembly.
UGCCUCUUAGCUUCAACCGCCGGAAACACUAAACAACCUUCUUGGAAAAAAGAGAAAUUAAAAAUGAACUACCCUUCAAACCCUAACCCUAGUUCCACAGAUUUCACUGAAUUUUUCAAGUUCGAUGAUUUUGACGAUACUUUUCAAAUGAUCAUGGAAGAAAUCGGCCGUGACGACCACCAAUCUUCGUCGCCGACUUUGAGUUGGACUUCAUCGGAAAAGUUGGUGGCCGCAGAAAUCACAAGCCCGCUUCAAAUAAACCAAGCUACCUCACCUAUGAGCCUUGACAUAGGUGACAAAGAUGAGAUCAAAAAGAGGAAGAGACACAAAGACGAUCCGAUACUUCACGUGUUCAAAACGAAAUCAAUUGAUGAAAAAGUUGCUUUAGAUGAUGGAUAUAAAUGGAGGAAAUACGGCAAGAAGCCGAUAAGGGGUAGUCCAUUUCCAAGGCAUUAUCACAAGUGUUCGAACCCAGAUUGCAACGUGAAGAAGAAGAUCGAGAGAGAUACGAACAAUCCAGAUUAUGUAUUGACAACAUACGAAGGGAGACAUAACCACCCAAGCCCUUCUGUGGUUUAUUGUGAUUCAGACGACUUUGAUCUUACCUCUCUCAACAAUUGGUCCUUUAAGACGACAAAUACGUAUAGUUUCUCUCAUUCCGCUCCAUACUGAUCAUUUGUUACAAACUUGUGUAUAUAGAUGUAUAUAGAUGUAUAUAGUGUAUAUGAUCACCAUCAUAAUCACGCAUCACAUGUAACCACAUAUACCUUGUUGGGUCGGUUUUGUAAUGUAUUGAAGUGGUGGAGGGUGUAAUGGAAGUUGAUCAUCUUGUAUGUAAAGGUACUAAGGUAUGAUAGUAAUUUU